GGGCGCUGGCGGCGGGGGCGGGGCCGGGGCGGGGCCAGACCUGCGCCGGGGCAAGCAAGAUGGCGGCCAUGGAGGCCGAGACGGCACCGCUCACCCUAGAAUCGCUGCCCACCGAUCCUUUGCUCCUCAUCUUGUCCUUCCUGGACUACCGGGACCUAAUCAACUGUUGCUAUGUCAGUCGAAGACUAAGCCAGCUCUCAAGUCAUGAUCCCCUGUGGAGAAGACACUGCAAAAAAUACUGGCUGAUAUCUGAGGAAGAGAAAGCACAGAAGCACCAGUGCUGGAAAUCUCUCUUCAUCGACACUUACUCUGACGUGGGGAGAUACAUCGACCACUACGCUGCUAUUAAAAAGGCCUGGGAUGAUCUCAAGCAGUACCUGGAGCCCAGGUGUCCCCGGAUGGUUUUGUCUCUGAAAGAGGGCGCUCGAGAGGAAGAUCUGGACGCUGUGGAAGCUCAGAUUGGCUGCAAGCUUCCCAAUGACUACCGGUGUUCCUAUCGGAUCCACAACGGGCAGAAGCUAGUGGUGCCUGGGUUGUUGGGAAGUAUGGCACUGUCCAACCACUAUCGCUCGGAAGAUCUGCUAGACGUUGACACAGCUGCUGGGGGCUUCCAGCAGAGACAGGGCCUUAAGUACUGCCUGCCUUUAACUUUCUGCAUACACACUGGUUUGAGCCAAUACAUAGCAGUGGAAGCUGCAGAGGGCCGGAACAAGAAUGAAGUUUUCUAUCAGUGCCCAGACCAAAUGGCUCGGAAUCCAGCCGCUAUUGACAUGUUUAUCAUAGGUGCUACUUUCACAGACUGGUUUACUUCUUACGUCAACAAUGUCGUGUCAGGCGGCUUCCCCAUCAUCAGAGACCAAAUUUUCAGAUAUAUUCAUGAUCCGGAAUGUGUAGCAACAACGGGGGAUAUCACAGUGUCAGUGUCCACGUCGUUCCUGCCAGAACUCAGCUCUGUGCAUCCGCCGCACUACUUCUUCACGUACCGGAUCAGAAUUGAAAUGUCAAAGGACGCACUGCCUGAGAAAGCUUGUCAGCUGGACAGUCGUUACUGGAGAAUAACAAAUGCCAAAGGGGAUGUGGAGGAAGUCCAGGGGCCUGGAGUAGUUGGUGAAUUUCCGAUCAUCAGCCCAGGUCGGGUAUAUGAAUACACAAGCUGUACCACGUUCUCGACAACGUCAGGAUACAUGGAGGGAUAUUACACCUUCCAUUUUCUUUAUUUUAAAGACAAGAUCUUUAAUGUUGCCAUCCCCCGAUUCCAUAUGGCAUGUCCGACAUUCAGGGUUUCCGUAGCUCGCCUGGAAAUGGGUCCUGAUGAAUAUGAAGAGAUGGAAGAAGAGGAGGAGGGAGAGGAGGAAGAAGACGAUGACGAUUCAGCUGACGUGGAUGAGUCAGAAGAUGAUGAGGAGGAGAGACAGAGGAGAGUGUUCGACGUUCCCAUCCGCAGACGCCGCUGUUCGCGCCUCUUUUAGCCAGCCCUGUGCCCACAGAGGCACUGGGUGGUCUCGUCACACCUCAGGCGUGCUCAGCAUGUAGCAGGGACACCGCCCGGGCCUGGGUUCCAGGCCACGCUGCAGUGGGCACUGCAUCGCUCUGGUUUGCUCUGUGUUUUUGAGGUAGAAGAGGAAAUAGGAUUUUUUUCUGCCUCUUUCAGAGUUCGUGGGAGAGUAGUUCUCUAGCCAACGGACACACAGUUCUUUAUUUUUCAGAUAUUUUAUAUUUACGGAAGUACGGAAGUGGGGAGGAAAUUGUUUUUGAAUAUAGAUUUGCGAUGUAGCAGAAAUACCUAUACAAGGAUAGAGAAGAGUUGAUGAAUGAGAGAAUCUGUGAUAAGACUUCUUACAGUUGUAAGUUAUUUGGAAAUGAACAAAAUUUGUAAUUAGGCUCAUCCAUUCUAGCAAAUAACAUUUUGUAUUCAUAGGGAGCUGAUCAAAUAACUUACAUGCUAGUGGUGUGUCCUUUAGACAAUCCUUGAAUUUAAAGUCUCUCACUAAGACCUUGAAUUUAAAGUUUUCAUCACCACAAUCUUGAGUUUAAAGUCCUUUAUCAGAUUAUUCAAAAAUGCAUUUUUGAGAUGCAGUGUUAAAGUAUGUAGUAUGUUGUUUAUUAACAAAAGACUUCAUGAUGUCUCCUGUAGUCUAGAUGUGUAAAUACUAUUUCUGUCUUGUUUCUCUUUUCUACACUUGACUUUGUGACAAGUGAAUGAAUUUUAUGUAGGAUUGAAUGUUUUCCUGAAACAUGGAUUUUUUUUUCAUAUUUAUAUAAUUGAGAGUUUGGAAUGAAAUCCUUAAAGUGUCAAAAGUUCAACAUUUUAAAAGUUCUGAUCCUGUAUUUUAUAUGAUUGCCUAUUUUCCAUAAACUAAUAUUAUCAUUACGCUUAAAAGACAGAAGGUAGAACUGAUACUCAUUGUCUUGUUGCCGUCCUGCGGCAGAUCUGCCUCAGGUCAUCUCCUGGCUGACUGGCCUGCUCGUCCCUCCUGGGGGCUCCACUCUUGUGUAAAGAAACCUGGAGGAGGAGGAAGCGGGAUUCAGGGUUGUGGAGCACCGUCGUGCCCUGCAUGAUGGUGUUUCAGUUGACCUUGACCACAUACACACUGGAGGAUGGCAGCUACCUGAUACAGCUCAUGUUGACCUUCCUUGUCUCUAGGCUGCGUCCUUUGUCCGUGUGCUUGACUUAGCCCAGAGUUUCAUCAGCACCACUAAUUGUACAAAACCCAAUGUUACUAUUUCCAGUAAGAAGUCAUGGUGAGCAGCUAACCUAGAAAUGGGAUUCAAGGCUAUUAAUGGAUGGGGCUUGUCACCUGUCAGGCGCGACUAUUGUCCCCUCGUCAUGAUUUUGAAGAACCAGAACCAAGUGCCGGGAGCUGUGGAAGGAUCUGCUUCAUAGGAGGCAGUAAGAUGAGCAAGAACUCCGGAAGGGCCUGCCUCUAACAGAGGGAUCUGGAGACUGAAGGCCACAUAGACGGACUCCCUCUCAGCACCGUGACAGUCAUGGCCAAAACAAAGCCAAGACUAGACCUGACAGCCAUAUUAAAUUUACCACUGGCUCUGGGUAG
Messenger RNA from Ochotona curzoniae (black-lipped pika), 3053 nucleotides. It is a transcript of the gene FBXO3, whose product is annotated as F-box protein 3. Gene Ontology annotation, molecular function: protein binding. NCBI's taxonomy places the organism in Eukaryota, Metazoa, Chordata, Mammalia, Lagomorpha, Ochotonidae. Bases 60 to 1469 code for a protein of 469 amino acids. The transcript is spliced from 11 exons. The record is from RefSeq and is a predicted model, not a curated record.